Rubroshorea leprosula is the source of this 1602-nucleotide messenger RNA. The record is from the annotation of a GenBank genome assembly. NCBI's taxonomy places the organism in Eukaryota, Viridiplantae, Streptophyta, Magnoliopsida, Malvales, Dipterocarpaceae.
GUUUCUUGUUAAUAGGAAAGCAUAUUUAUAAGCAAAAGUUGAACCAUACCUAUGCCUCUGAGAUUCUGCGUACUUUGUGUUCACAUCUAUCAAAUUUAAAGCAUGGUGAAAUUGUGCAAAGUGGAGCAGUCCAAGCAAUGUUCAAUGCAAUCAAGAAUGGGAUUGAUGAGUUUGUAAGAGAACUUAUCAAAACUAAUCCAGAUAUAAUUUGGAUGCUUGAAGAAGGAACUUUAAGAGAUAUAUUAAUGUGUGCAAUUGCAUAUCGCCAAGAAAAGAUUGCCAACUUUAUACAUGAACAAGUCAAAUGGAGGGAUGCAACAAUUAAAUUAGAUAAGGACAGAAACAAUCUAUUGCACAUAGCAGGGAAGCAAGCUCCUGAUAUUCAACUUUCUCGCAUCUCUGACGCAGGGCUACAAAUGCAGAGAGAACUACAGUGGUUUAAAGAGGUGGAAAGCAUUGUUCCAGAGUAUUAUAAGGAAUGCAAAAAUGACUUCAAGAAAACUCCUGGUGAAGUGUUCUCUGAGGAGCACAAGGAUUUGCAAAGAAAAGCAGAGGACUGGAUGAAACAGACAGCAGGCUCUUUUACAAUUGUAGGCGCCCUUAUCAUUACCAUGAUGUUUGCUGCAGCUUUUACCGUUCCUGGUGGUAGUAAUAAAGAUACGGGUUUUCCAAUAUUCUCACAUGAUACACUAUUUAUCAUGUUCGUGAUAUCAGAUGCUGUUUCUCUCUGUACUGCAUCCACUUCGGUUUUGGUGUUUUUAGGAGUUCUCACCUCUCGUUAUUCUGAAAAAGAUUUUCUCAUCUCCUUACCAAGAAGGAUGAUCAUCGGGCUUUAUACCCUUUUUAUAUCAAUUGCAGUGAUGAUGAUAGCCUUCGCAGCCGGUGUUGCUAUUAUGCUUGAAGGUCAACUGUGGAUAAUCCUUGUCAUGUCUAUACUAACUUGCAUUCCAGUUUUCUGCUUUGCAUUUCUACAAUUUCCGCUUCUUGUUAAGAUUUUUAAUUCAACUUAUCGAUGGAAAGUCUUCGAAAAGAAAAGAGAUUGAGCAUUGGCUGGAGGAGGGAUUGUCAGGGGAGGGCAGUUGGUGAGUUGGAAAGGUUGAGGGAAAUGAUUAAUGUGGUGAAAUUGAGGGAGGAUAUGUUGGAUUCUUGGAGAUGGGUGUAUUGUAGUGAAGGUUUUUAUUCUGUGAAGGCAACAUAUGAUUUUUUAACACCUGAAGAUUAUAUUCUUGAUUGGAAAUGGUGUAUGAUAAUUUAGUGCAAGAAUAUUCCUUCUAAAUUAAGUAUAUUUGGAUAGAGGUUAUUCCAUUCAGCAGUGAAGGAGAAUCUUGGUAAAAGAGGAGUUGCUUUGCAGGGUGGGAAUGUUGGUUCUGGUUUAUUUAAUGAGGCUAUGGAGGAGCUUAAUCAUUUAUUUAAUGAUUGCAGAGUGUCUUGAAGAAAGCCAUUGUUCAAUAUGAUUUUUAUAUAUUGGCUUGAGUAGUGAAUUUUGUUAUUUUGUGGUUUGUUUAUCUAUAAGUUGGCUGUGUUGAGAUUUUUGUAAAGUUUGUUCUCUUUUGUUAUGGAAUAUCUCUUAUGCUUUGCAUAACAUAAAUUCAUUUGACUUGC